This is a messenger RNA of Lentinula edodes (shiitake mushroom), 2334 nucleotides long. RefSeq lists its product as uncharacterized. The record is from RefSeq and is a predicted model, not a curated record. Lineage: Eukaryota; Fungi; Basidiomycota; Agaricomycetes; Agaricales; Omphalotaceae. The transcript has 5 exons. Bases 1 to 2334 code for a protein of 777 amino acids.
AUGACUACACGACCAUUACUAACUCGCCCUUCCAGCGAUACGCCAUGGAUUAUCCCCAAACAACAUCGGCUCUCCCAACGAAAAUGGCGACCACUGCUAACUUUAAUUUUACUUGCUUGCUCCACCGUUGUCAUCCUACGAGUCGGCCUUCCUGCUGGCUUACCUUCAACCACAUCUACCACCUCGCACUCUCCUCCGACAUCUUCACCGCAUCCUUCAACACUUACAUUUUCGACACAUCCUAUCACUCGCAUGAUGGCAGAGGCCGAAAGACGAUUUCAAGCAAAAGUGAACAAGCAAUCAAAGACUCUGCCUGAGGCGAUCAAGGAAUACAAACGUCGUUAUGGAAUGUCUCCGCCCAUAGGUUUUGAUGACUGGUGGGAAUUCGCCAGCAAGAAUGAUGUUAUCUUGGUGGAUGAGUUCGACACUCUCAUGCGGGACCUGGCGCCAUUUUAUGCCCUACGAGGACAGAAGGAAAUGGGCGAUUAUGCUGACACUGAUGAAGAUCCUGCUCGUCUUGGAUCGGGCCUGGACCGAUACGGUUGGGCACUAGGCGGUGGCUCCGAGAUGCGGCGACGUAUCGUUGAAGUUGCAAGUGUUGCUUCUAUCGACAUGGUCCGAAUCCGUAACGGCACACUCUCCACCGUAUCGAUCAGUAAAGACGGAUUUGUCGAUGACGAAGUAUCUGCCCGUGCCAAGGGGCUGAAGAGCAUGCUUGGAGUUUCCGCUCCGCAGCUUCCUGAUAUCGAUUUCCCUGUUAAUGCUAAGGCGGAAGGCAGGGUUAUCGUUCCAUGGGAUCGAUGGGAGGUUGCUGGUCAGAAUGGCAUGAAUGGCGACAAAAUUGGACGUGGGAUGGGCAACAGAUCGUACAUGGAAGACACUGCGCCUCAUGAUACGAAAGACACCUUACAUCCUCUUGCUACUUUUCACCCGGAUUGGAGAGGAGUUGGGAACGUUUGGGACAAAUGGCGUCGUACUUGUCCUCCCAACUCAACGGCACGGAAAUCGUAUACUAGCCUCCGGAGUGCGCUGAUCGAUAGUAUGUCGUUGUCACAUAUUGCUGCCUCCGAGAAAUCUGGUGAUUCAUCCGCUUCUUCGUCGUUUUCAUUCGCUCCAUCGAAUUCUUUCGACUCUGUAUCAUUCUGCGACCAGCCCCAUCUUCAUUAUACGCAGGGUCACUUCUUUAGUGACUGGCGUACGCUAGACGAUCUUUAUCCCGUCCUCAGUCCUGCCAGGGCGAAAGGAUUCGGUGACAUCAAGAUCCCAUCUCAUUACUAUUAUGGCUCUACUCAAGCCUAUACUUACGGCUGGGACAAAGCCACCCAGAAAGUGCAACCCGUUGACCGUGGUGAAGUCGCUUGGGGUGAUGUUACCGACAACGAAGGUGUCGACGAUCGUGACCUCAUCAUCGACCCCGCUUACGACGGCCACAACAAUACCGCUAAUCCGCCACGCAACCGUAAAACCGGCAAAGUGAGCAAGCAAAACAAGAUUUUUUGGCGAGGAGCUACCACCGGUGGAGGUAACUCUCCCGCUGGCUUCGCUGCGCUUUACCAGCGUCAUCGGGCUGUUCGCAUGGCUAGCUGGGAUGCCGAGGGCGAUGUUGAACUUUGGAUACCUCACCCCAUUCUUCAUACCAACGCCUCCUCUCAUCCAAAGGCACUUCGUAAACCCGUCACUCUCCAUCACCUCACGGACAUAGUUGAUGCUCCGUUGACGGCACACAAGAUUCCCAUCGCUACGUUGAAUAGAGCGUUUAUGGAUGUUGCCUUUGUCAAAGCGCAGAAUGCGAAGCAGUACCCUGGUGGUCUGAAGAAGCUGACAGAGGAUCAUAGGUUUUCUAGUAGUGUGUCAUUAGGUAACCAUUGGCAGUAUAAAUACCUACUCGAUCUCGAUGGAAUGUCCUACUCCGGCCGCUUCAUGUCCUUUCUUUCCUCCGACUCCGUACCAAUCAAGAGCACUGUUUACGAAGAAUUCUUCUCCGAGUGGAUCGAGCCCUGGCUGCACUACAUCCCUCUUUCAUCCUCUUACGAAGAAAUCUACAACAUUUUCGGCUACUUUUCCGGCAUUCCCGCAGAAGUCAUGGAGCAAAUUUACGGCAACGUCGUCAAUCCUGCUACCGGUACCCCUUUCUUUCCUCCAGGCUCCAAAAUCCCUGCAAUUCCUGGUGCGCCCGAUGGUGAUGCUCGUUUGCAACGCAUAGCACAAGCAGGGAAGGAGUGGAAGAAUACAAUAGGCAGGAAGGUUGACAUGGAAUCAUAUGUCUACCGUCUAGCUCUGGAGUGGGCGAGGCUGAAUGCUGAAGAUCGGGAGAUGAUGACUAUGAAGGUAUAG